CCUCCGUAGAGGUCCGUUCCGGGGCUGCCCCGUGUCGUGUCGUGGCGUGUCGUGGCGUGUCGUGUGUCUGGCGUUGUGUGUGCUGCUCGGCCCGGUCGGCUUCCCUUUCGUUCUGGCUUGGCUCGUCGGCCUUGUUGCCUGCCCCCCCCCACACCUCUCUUUCUCUCUCUCUCUGCCGUCUUGACUUUGUUGGUUUGAGCCAGGGGUGUGUUUGUUUUUGACGACGGGCGCGUGGCUUGUCUGCCGGUUUUUUUCACAUGCUGGAUUGACCCUUGAGUGAUGGCUUUGUCGACAGCUCAUCCUGGUACUUGACGCGUGUACCUUGGUCCACGGGCGGGCGUACACAUAGUUUUGGCUCGUCUUUUGGCCUCUACACCUGCUGCCAUGGCGAACAUGUUUCAACGCGUGGCCUCGUGGCUUGCCAACGAAAUCGUCACGAAAUCGCUUGCACGGGCGCCCUGGUUCCAGCGCUUUGCCCAGACCACCCACAAACAUGUGACUCGAAUGAGCGAAGAAGGAUCCAAGCGUGCGGCUGAGCUUGAGAAGAGCGAAUUUGCGGCCCAGCUCAAGACCACGAUGGACACGCACUCCAAGCGCGCAUCAACCUUUGGCAACAGCUUUAUGCGUAACCUCAAAGAGAACUACAAAAAACUCGAGGAAGAGGGCCGCCGUUUACAAGAGGAAGAUGCCAAGCGGCGGGCAAAGUGAAUCAAUCACCCGUCCCGUCGUCCUGUCCCCUGCUUCUCUUGAGUUGUUGUUCCACCAUCUCUCCGUUUGACUUGCCGCCUGUUUUCGAUUUACCGUGCUUGUGCCUGCCAUUGCUGUUUUGAUUGUGAUGGGUUUGCCCGUUUCUGGGCUGUCCCCUCGCGUCGCACGACUUUGACAUCAUGCUUCGGUGAGCCAUUUAGUUUUAUCCAGCGGUGCGCGCUUCUCCGCCCGCGGCGUGGACGCGCGCCCGCACAAAUUGACACGUUCUUUUCC
Molecule: messenger RNA, 981 nt
Organism: Monosiga brevicollis MX1
Lineage: Eukaryota; Choanoflagellata; Craspedida; Salpingoecidae
Exons: 5
Coding region: 385-708 (107 amino acids)
Source: RefSeq, a predicted model, not a curated record